UGUUUAGCAACUGUUAUUUUCUGUAUCAUUCGUAUUGUUCAUUUAUUAUUUGGCCCAAACACACGUCUUUUCGAACUAUGGCGUUAAUAGCAUUUAUACCCAUAGCAAUUUCGUUUUGCGUAGUGUUAGUUUUUAGGUUAAUUAAUAAGAAAUAUAACCCGCCUAUUUUCGGUGUGUAUCAGAGAAGAAACAAAUACUUUUGGUUCAAGUUUGUGUUUAUGUACAUUAUAUUGAGGUAUAGACAGCUACUGGUUCACAUAAAACGGAUACUCGCAGUCGAAUUGGGCUACAGCUACGAUGGUACAGUGCAUAUCCAUGAACAUGACGUUGCUUUAGAAGAAAAGUUUUUCCACGGGGACCAUCCUUUGGCGGUGGACGCAGUAUACUUUAAUGGAACAGCCAAAGAUACUUCUGUUAUCUGCGGGAUUGCUAGGAGACCUCAAAGUAUUUGCGACGCUUUUCUGUUCCUCAAGUUGGCAGGUAAAGAACGUCUGCUAACUCCUAGUCUCCCAGACACGUACUUGAAACAAGAGGUCGUGGAAGAGGGAGAAUAUGCUGUCAACGGCAUGUCCGCACACAACUUUAUUCCCAUGCGAACUUGGAAACUCUCCUACAGUGGCGAGAUGAAGUCUAGUAGUGACUCCGAGACAAAGCACAGAGUAGAAAUGAGUCUAACAUGGAGCGCCAGGUACCCGGUGUUCAACUUUGAUACUCACAUGUCGCCGCUUACCAUGGCCAAAGACAUGGCCCGUGAACGAUGGUCUGGUGACUACUUCAAAUUACUUAAGAAAUUUCAUCAAACUCACUACGAGCAGAUGGGCCACCUAACCGGUUCUGUGUUCGUCGACGGAGAAGAGCACAAAGUGAAUAUCCCGUGCGUGCGCGACCACAGCUUUGGCAAGAGUCGCGAGUGGCGCAACUUCCACCGCUACGUUCUGCACUACAUUUUCCUAGAGAAUGGAGAUUGUAUAGCAGCAGGGGUUGUAUGUCAACCUGCCAUUCUUUCCCAUCUUACCAUUGGAUACAUAUGCCGCCGGUCGGACCAAGCGGUAUUACCAUUGAAGGGCUGCGAUUUUGAAAUGUGGCAGCAUGGUGAAAAUCAGGUUCUUCCCAGAGACUACGGUUUUGUAUUCAAAGCAGGUGGAGAAGCAUACGAUGUGAAAAUAAAAGUUGAGGACGAAGAUACUUUCUAUAUCGGCAAACUUAGGGACUCGAAGUUCUACGAACGAUGGGGACCAGCCGAAGUUAAUGGAGUGAAAGGGUGGGCCUGCGGAGAGUGGCAGUAUAAUAAUGUUGCAGCUUCUAUUAAAGCAAAAUAAUGUGACCAUUUCAACUUAAUGGGAUUUUAUUUUUAGUAUAAAUUUUUGGUAAAAUGGUGAUUGAUUGAACUUGAAAUUAUAGUGCUCUAUUUUUAAAAUUUUAUUUAUGAAACGUGGUAUAAGUUGAUAUUAUUUAUUGCCGUAUUUUUUUAAUGUAGUGUGUAAUUUCUUAUUUUUGUGAAUAUCUCAUUCAAUUGGUCCUUUGUGGCCAGCAUUAUUUUUUUAAAGGGCAUAUACUGCACGCCCCUUUCCCAUCGGGGUACCUACACAGAGACCACAACCCUUCCAUUUGCUACUCUACUAACACAACUUUCACCUUACCAACACGCAUCAAUACUUUCAUAUACAGGCUCGUCAGUUAAAGGUACUCUUGGCCUUUACUUUUUGUUAAAGUUAUGUGUUAAAAAUAAACGACAGUGUUAAAAAGUAAAUAAUAAUAAAUAAAACUAUGUGACAUAGCGAAGAAAGUUAACUGUAUUUAGCAUAACAUUUCAUUAACUUAUGUAUAAGUUUUAACUUAGGAAAUAAAGUGGACUAGCAAAUUAUGGCGUUAAGUACAAUUCAACAAAUUUGUAAAAUAUUACAAUUAUACUAAA
Molecule: messenger RNA, 1915 nt
Organism: Hyposmocoma kahamanoa
Lineage: Eukaryota; Metazoa; Arthropoda; Insecta; Lepidoptera; Cosmopterigidae
Exons: 8
Coding region: 78-1319 (413 amino acids)
Source: RefSeq, a predicted model, not a curated record